This is a messenger RNA of Aspergillus pseudonomiae, 324 nucleotides long. RefSeq names its product CVNH domain-containing protein. The transcript is spliced from 3 exons. The record is from RefSeq and is a predicted model, not a curated record. NCBI's taxonomy places the organism in Eukaryota, Fungi, Ascomycota, Eurotiomycetes, Eurotiales, Aspergillaceae. Bases 1 to 324 code for a protein of 107 amino acids.
AUGCGUUAUCAAGCGUUGAGUUUGGCUCUUCUUGGACUUGGCAAAAGCUAUGCAGCGCAUUUUUCGGAUACUUGCAACUCGUUCGACCUCCAGGGGUCUCUUCUGAUGGCAAAAUGUUCGAAAUCGCCUAAUGGUUACUACUACGAUACUGUGGUUGACCUGAACAAGUGUGUGGGAAAUAAAGACGGCGUUCUUAUAAGAGGGUGCAUGUGUUAUGGAACAAAGGGGGUGUUGGCCCCAUCUUCAGUCUUGAACCUGGACGAUUUCAUUAGCAACCAAGGGGGAACGCUAACCUGUGACCAAGAGGUCCAGGUAGCACCGUGA